AUGGUCCGGUGGCGGGGCCGGGCGCGGGGCGUCGCGGUGGCGGUGGCGCACGGGCUGUGCUCGGGCUCGUUGAACAUCCUGCUCAAGUUCUUGCUAGCCCGCUACCACUUCGCCUUCUUGACGCUACUGCAGUGCCUCAGUAGCGCGGCGGCGGCGCUGGGGCUGGAGGCGCUGCGGCGGCGGGGACUGGCUGCGCUGCCCCCCUUCGGGCUCCGCCUGGCUCGCCCCUUCGCCGCCGUGGCCGCCCUGGCCACGCUGCAGUCCACCCUCACGCUCUGGUCGCUGCGCGGCCUCAGCCUCCCUAUGUAUGUCGUCUUCAAGCGUUGCCUGCCCCUCGUCACCCUCCUCACCGGCGUCCUGGUGCUGCGCGACGGCAUGCCUUCGCCCGGCGUCCUGGUGGCCGUCCUCAUCACCACAUGCGGCGCCGCGCUGGCCGGUGCUGGUGACCUGACUGGAGAUGCCAUGGGCUACGUGACCGGCGUACUGGCUGUGCUGAUCCAUGCCGCAUACCUGGUGCUCAUUCAGAAGACCAGCGUUGACAGUGAAUAUGGACCCCUGACAGCUCAGUAUGCCAUUGCUGUUUCAGCCACCCCUUUUCUCAUCAUCUGCUCCUUUGCCAGCAUGGACUCCAUCAAUGUCUGGUCAUUCCCGGGCUGGAAGGACCCUGCUAUGGUAUGCAUCUUCAUCGCCUGUGUCCUGAUCAGCUGCGCCAUGAACUUUACCACUCUUCACUGCACUUAUAUUAACUCAGCUGUAACCACCAGCUUUGUAGGGGUGGUGAAAAGCAUAGCAACCAUCACGGUGGGCAUGGUGGCAUUCAAUGAUGUGGAGCCCACCAAGUUGUUCAUAGCUGGUGUGGUGGUCAACACCUUGGGGUCGGUCAUUUACUGCGUGGCCAAGUACAUCGAGACCAGGCAGCAGAGCACAUACGAAGACCUGGAGAAGGAAGGUAGAGAAGAGGAGGGGAAAAGGCAGGCUGGGGACCAAGCACUGUUUGCAAUGGAGGCAAUUUCCCCAGAGAAGGGGGAUAGGGAAGCAGCGGUGGAAGGAUCAGCUGAAGGGGACAGCCAGGGUGGAGAGGACGAGAAGGACAGCACCAAGAAAGCUGCUGGGGAGCCAUCGGCUCAGGGAAAAGCCACCAGCACACAAGAUGGGAGCAGGAGCUCGCUGAAGGAUGCCUAUCUUGGAGUAUGGAGGUUGGUGAGGGGUGCUAAUUACAUAAAGAAGGAUUAUUUGAUAGAAAAUGAAGAGCUACCGAGCCCUUGAAAAGCAGGUGUGAAAACCCCACAGAACAUGUUGCUUGAGGACAGACAGCUGGGUUCUAUGUACAGAGGGAGAGGCAGAGCAUACAUUUCCACAUCAAUGCUGACAAAUCCAAGUCAUUUAGGAUAACUUUACCUCAUUGUCAAAAAGCAAAAGGUCAGGGUUUGCUCAUGCUUUCUGCUCGCAUUUAACUGCUUUCAGUACAUCCAUUUAGACCUGCCACAGCUAAGGUACCAAGUCCUUUGCUGUGGAUACAUACAGAGUUGGGUAAUGGCAAGCCGUGAGAUGACCAUGAGGGGUAUCAGUGCCACUAGGUUGAAAGCAGUGCCGGCGGUAGCCUGUAGCUUGAGGCUCUGUUGAUGUAAUUCUUUAUCCAUCCAAUUCUACGUACUCUGUACAAGUGUAUUCCUGCAAUUUGUAAGUUCCUAUUAACUGUACUUGUAUGUGCUCUUCUGUGUCACUAUGAUUGCAACAGAGCUAGAGGCUGUGCUAGUUGAAUUGUAUCCAUGUACGAUCACCCACCUAGGUGAAGAAUUGAAAUUCACUCUGAUUCUGCGACCAGGCUGGGCCAUGGUCCAGCUUCAUGUUAUGUGGUUUGUGUCUUCAGUGGAAAUGCUUCAAUCUUGCACGUGCAGGAGAGCAGAACUGGAUCUGAACUUUUGAGGAGCUUUAGUCAGCAGAAGAAGGACAUUUGCCUGUGAGCUUUGACUACAUGUAGCAUUGGGAAGAUUAGCUUGACCGAAAUACAAUAGUUUGGAAUUAUUGGGUUGUAUUGAUUUGACUUGGGAAGGCUAUUAAAAAAAAAUACAGGGAGAAAGUGUGCCUUGGGCUCUCACUUUUAUACUGUAGAGUCGGGCAGAUCUCAGCCUGCGCCUGAACCUGGGUGCAGACUACAGCAGAGAUGUGGGGAUCAUCUCUGCCCACACCCACACCAGGGCUCCCAGAGCUUCUUUGGAAGGGCAGUUCUGUCGUGACCUGACUGCUGGGCUGUGUCAUUGUGUGGCUGCAGUGUCCUGUGGAUGCAGGCAGGGAGCUCUGGCAGAUCGUACUCCGGGCCAGGUCUGCACAGCACACUUGGCACUGGAACACCUGGGUCUUUGGGGGAAGCUGUGCCCCUCUGUUCUCAGUGCUUCCUUGUGCUGCGAGGGGUAAAGCUGGAGCUCAGCCUCAAGUGCUCAAGGGCUCAUAUGGGAAGCAGGAAGCAUGAUCUCCAGUGGAUCGUCUAAGCAAUAUGCUCAUAAUUUGUACCAAAUACCUGUAGCAGGUAAGACAGAGGAAACAAGUGUCUGAGUAUUUCUUAGCCUGGGGAAGCCCUUUGGGAGGCAGCAGUCUUUGGGUCAUGCCUAUGCUCAGGGCCACACAGAGAAGAGGUCUGACCCCAAGUCCUUAUCAUCCCGAGAGUGCCCCAGCUAUCGACCACAGACUGAAACAAGUGGUUACCAUUUCCUGGAGAAAAAAAGAGAUGGAUCAAGCUUUUGUCACUGUUUUGGUGGUGGUGGUUGUUGUUUUUGUUAUUUAUUAUUAUUUAUUAAGCCACUGAACUAUAAACCAGCUAUACCUGCAUCUCCAGUUAAACAGUGCCUACCCUAAUGCCUUCUUCAGUCAAACAGUCACACUAAUGGUGAAUUCAGCUCUGAAAUCAGCAGUGAGCAAUUUCCGCAGGAGGGCAUAUGUACAAAAUUAGUCUCUAGGGAAAAAGUAGAUUCUUGUUCAAUUCAAAUACAGAUAGAAACUGUUGGGCACAGUAGUAUUUUUUCAAAACGAGUGCAGAAGUUGGAUGACCUGGUAUCACCCAUGGAUUUGGAAAGGGACUGUUAAUGAAGGCAGUCAGCCUGUAGUGGGGAUGCGGCACGGAGAUGUGUACAUCACACUUGUGUAUAGCUGCUGCUUCAGAGUGGAGAAAUACCAACUGCUGAAAUAUGUUUACUUUCUGCUCAAGCUCCAUAAGGCAUCUUUCAAUAAAAGCACUGUUUAUUGUUUAUGAGCCAAUGGGUUUUUUUGUUAUUUUUCAAAUACAUCUUAUAUGAGGCUGUGCCUGUAAUGUAGAGUUGCAGUGUUACUGAACUCUUUACAGUAUCAUCUACGUAGCAAUCUGUACAGAUGGCUGAAGAGAAACCUGCAUUUCUGACCUGUUCUUACUGCUCAGUGCUGUUUAACCACAGAAAUGAGGAUCUUUUUGCCACCUGACUGCCAGUCCCACUGUAGCACACUGUGCUUCCUUGGCACAUGCUAUAGAGAGCUCUCCGCCGGGAUUUGUACCGCAAGACUUCUUCCUGGAGGAGUUCAGUGUUUUGCCUUUUACUGUUGUGGAAGUAUCAUUAGAAACUUGUGGAAAUUUGAACAGUUUCAACUGUUAAAAAAGCUGCUGUUACCAUGUUGUAUGUUUGCAUGUAUAGGAAAAAUGUGAUAAUGUUGUAUGCUAUUUAUACAUUUACAUUCCCUAAAUUAAAAUGGGAAUUUGGCAAACACAGUUAACUUUUUUUUUUUUUUUUUCCUCAAUAAAGAGA
Molecule: messenger RNA, 3770 nt
Organism: Phasianus colchicus (ring-necked pheasant)
Lineage: Eukaryota; Metazoa; Chordata; Aves; Galliformes; Phasianidae
Gene: SLC35D3
Product: solute carrier family 35 member D3
Source: RefSeq, a predicted model, not a curated record